CUGUUGCUAGGCAACCUUUGGAGCGACAUGACGGAGUUGCACCAGGCAGCAGCUGCGGGGGAUUUCGAUCAAGUUGAGGAGAUUCUGGUGCAAAACAAAUGCAAUCCCAAUCAGAGGGACGUCGACUGGAGCUACAAGACGCCUCUCCACUGGGCAGCAGCUAAAGGACACACGGAGACGGUCAGGAUCCUCAUUGAGCACGGAGCCAGGCCGUGCCUGAAGACGGAGCACGGAUGGACGCCCGCACACUUUGCUGCAGAGUCGGGCCGGCUGGCUGUGCUGCGGCUGCUGCACUCCCUCCACGCGCCUAUAGACAAGGAGGACUGCUGUGGGGACAAACCAGUGCGCAUAGCUGAAAUAUACGGACACCUGGACUGUGUUCGAUUCCUGAAGAAAGCAGAAAUUGAGUGCCAGGCCUACCGCAAGAUGGCAGCCCAAAAAGGGAUAUCGAUGGACGACACUGACGAGGAGUGGCCAGAACAGGGCAAAGAAAACGAAAAAAAAACAGGAUCUCUAAAAAGCAACUUGCAGACAUAGGUGUGACAUCCUUGUUACCUUUCUGUUGACCGUGCUUCUGUUGCAUUUCAGUGCUUUAGUACUAAUGAAAAAUAUCAAUUAUACAACCUUGCUUGACGUUACUAUGAAGCUAAUUUAAAGUUACAAAGCUCCCCAAUUAUUCCCUGUAAGAAACACAGAUACCUACAAAACAUUUCAAUAUUGUACAGUGGAUUUUAACUUGUAUCACAGAUGAUGAAGCAAAAUAAACAACAAAGAAACAAUCAAACCAGA
This is a messenger RNA of Acanthopagrus latus (yellowfin seabream), 789 nucleotides long. Its product is annotated as ankyrin repeat domain-containing protein 66. Gene Ontology annotation, molecular function: protein binding. Bases 28 to 537 code for a protein of 169 amino acids. The record is from RefSeq and is a predicted model, not a curated record. The transcript is spliced from 3 exons. Lineage: Eukaryota; Metazoa; Chordata; Actinopteri; Spariformes; Sparidae.